GGGAGAAUAGAAUGUUCCCUUCCUCCAAGAAGCCCAGCAGCACCACGGUGAGCUCGUCACUUAAUGAUCGGGCUGCCGCCGCAGCGUGCGUGCAAGCCGGCGACUCCGGGCUCGUCCUCACUACCGACCCCAAGCCCCGCCUCCGGUGGACCGUCGAGCUCCAUGACCGCUUCGUCGACGCCGUCGCGCAGCUCGGAGGCCCAGACAAGGCAACUCCGAAGACUAUCAUGAGGGUUAUGGGAGUCAAGGGUCUCACGCUCUACCAUCUCAAGAGCCAUCUUCAGAAAUUCAGGCUAGGGAAGCAGCACAAAGAAUUUGGCGAUCAUCACUCCGUCAAGGAAGCCAUGGAGAUGCAACGAAAUGCAGCGUCCUCUUCGGGUAUGAUGGGAAGAAACAUGAACGAUCGCAGCACGCACAUGAACGAGGCACUAAGGAUGCAGAUGGAGGUCCAACGAAGGCUCCACGAGCAGCUAGAGGUGCAGAAGCACCUCCAGAUGAGGGUGGAGGCCCAGGGGAAGUACAUGCAGUCCAUCCUAGAGAAAGCCUACCAAACUCUGGCGUCUAGCGACUGCGCCACCUGGCCUGCAGCUGCCGGGUACCGAUCUCUGGGCGGCACCCAGGCGUCAGCGGUGCUCGACGUCGGCGGCUCCAUGAGCUUCCAGGAUCUGACCCUGUACGGUGGGACCUCGAGCCAUCUGGACCUGCAGCAUCACAUGGAGAUAAGGCCAACAAUGGCCAUGGAUAGCUUCUUGGCGUUCAAUGAGAGCUGCAUUGGGGCAGCAGACAGGAGCUGCUCCACUGGGAAGACCCCGAUGAUGUGGGGCGACGGCGAUGAGCAGGCGAAGAGUGGUGAUGACCUCCUUCAGAUGGCACCAUCCUCGUCGAUGAUGAUGGAUGCUGCCGGUGGCAGUGAUGGCGGCAUGGAUCCGAUCAUGUCAUUGUCCGGCGACUCCCUGGGUAGUAAGGGCUUUGAUGGCCCGAUCAGCUCCAAGCUUGAGAUGAGGGCGUCUCCACAACAAGUAGGAAGUGAGAGGAACUUGUCCUACGGGUAAACGGUAAUAAAUAUCUGAAAUAUAUUAUUGUGUUUUAUUCUUCAUUGAA
Lolium rigidum is the source of this 1101-nucleotide messenger RNA. RefSeq names its product myb family transcription factor IPN2-like. Lineage: Eukaryota; Viridiplantae; Streptophyta; Magnoliopsida; Poales; Poaceae. The record is from RefSeq and is a predicted model, not a curated record. Gene Ontology annotation, molecular function: DNA-binding transcription factor activity; DNA binding. The transcript has 6 exons. Bases 12 to 1052 code for a protein of 346 amino acids.